AUGGGAUCAGUAGUUUCUGAGUCACGGCCGGCAGCACUUCAUGCAGCACGUUUAGCGAUGUUAAAACAGUUACAUCUUCAUUUGCCAAUUGAAGAGUCUAAAAUGUGGAACGAUGAUACACAAACAGAUGUUAUUUCUUUGGGAUCUAUUGAUCAGCAGUCAGUAGCAGCUGGAAUUAAUGGGUUUAUGUCUAUUUCAGAGGGACAUUAUCGUAUUCCAAAGAAAAAAAUGUCAGCACCAUUGUUUUUUCAUAGUGAUAAAGAAUGUCCUCGAUUUCAGACGCUUUAUAAGAAUAAGUUCAGUACAUUAUCUUUACGUUCUUCGACUAAAAAGAAGUCUGCUGCUGGGAGAUUUGUUUUGCAUCUUAAGCGUACGUUUUCAAGUAGAAACUUGCUUUUUCAACGGCCUAUUUCAUCUACAUCUCAGUAUAAGGAGAACUUUUGCCCUUCACUUAAUUUAAAAGAGCUGCCUAAGCAUGAUCAAGAUUCUCCGUUCACUUUAUAUGCUUCGAAUACUUUGACAAAUGCUAAUCAUCUUUCAAAAAAGAUAGAUGAAAAUAGUGAAUUUUCUUUGCUUAAAAGGAAAAUAGCUGCUUUAGAAAUUUUGGAGACUCAGAAUGGAAAAGAAAACAAGCCAUUAUCUGAAGAUAGGAAUAAUACUUUAAUCGUUUUACCGGAAGACAGGAAAAGUUCUUUAACUAUAUUGCCGGAAGAAAAUAAUACUAAUAAUUUUUUUAUUAAUACUAUUGAAAACGACAGCAUUGUACCAUCAUCUUGUAUGUCUAGUAAUACUUCUUUAGGCUCUAUAGAUCAUCGUGAUAAUGCUCGGCCUGUGCGGAUUUUUACAAAUGAAAUAUCUCUUGCAACAAAAUUAAAUUGUAAUUUAUAUCAGCCUCAUCGCGCACCUCCAUAUGAUCAAGAAACAGGAAUGAUUGAUUCAUUAAGUCCAUUAUGUCAUUAUCGUCGGACACCUCCUCCUGUACCAACGCAUUCAUGUCAUUCACAAGUUUCUACCUCAAAUAAUACCAUGUUUUCUAAACUUGGAGAUGUAUUUUAUUCGAGACCUUAUAAUAUUAGAUCUCCAUCAGGAUUGGAAAAAGCUGUUAAUUUUAAUUAUGGGGGUAUAGAUGAAUGGAGAAGAGAGAUUCGUAACUCUAUGCAUUUAGGAAGGAAAAAAGACAAUAGAGAUACAUCUUUGUUUUUUUGA
Molecule: messenger RNA, 1206 nt
Organism: Pneumocystis jirovecii RU7
Lineage: Eukaryota; Fungi; Ascomycota; Pneumocystomycetes; Pneumocystales; Pneumocystaceae
Exons: 1
Coding region: 1-1206 (401 amino acids)
Source: RefSeq, a predicted model, not a curated record